GUCAACAGCAAUGGCGGACAAAGAGAAACGCCGGUCCGGGGUUACUCCUCCUGUGAUGUCCGAGGGCAAAGCAACGAAAUCGGACAGCGACAGGGAGUUUCUGUCGCAGGCGGGGGUGGGAGAGCUGCUCCGCGGGGCCAUUCUGAAGAUGGUCGAGGCCAGAUCGGACGAUCCCAUCGGGUUCCUAGCCGACCACUUCUGCAACCUCGCCUCGGUGACAGAGACCGGCACAUCUGGAUGCGGCGAUGGGGAUCAGUUGAACAACGGCCCGCUGAGCGCAGGCGCGCAGGAGCAGCAGCAUCUCAACCGGGCGCUGUGGCACCUGCGGCUGGCGCAUCACUCCCAGAGAUCUGCCUUCAGCAACAACGUCCGUGUGGCCUAUGACCUCCUCACUGGGCCUCAUAGACAUCCAGGUGAGGUUCCUGAAGGCCCUGAUGGCUCCUGCACUGACAACCAAACAGGAGGAGGUGGAGGGGUGAGAGGAGGCCUCUACACACAGACUCUGCAGUGUCUAUGCAGUGAAGGUGGCGUCCCUGCCUCCACCUCCGCUCCGCUCCUGCAACGCCUCUAUUGCCAAGACCAUGAGGCCGUCCCUUAUGAUGUCUUCCGUCACGGUGUGCUCACAUGCGCUGUUUUCUCAGACUACAUCCGGCAGGCUCAGAGGCUUUACGCCGAGGUGUGCUGCCCAGACGAAGGGCCUGCAUCUCGGGCACUGUGCCUGGCCGUGUUGGGGACCCUAAAGGAAGCCCUGGAGACUUCCAAGGGCUGUGAUGCAAACUGCUGUGUUAAUGCUAACACUAAAGCUAAUUCUUGUCUGGAGGCUAAUGUGAAGGCUAUCCGCUACCUGAAGGCCAGUGCCAAGAUCUCUCCCUACAAGCUAGCUCAGGCUAUGUCUGGAGCACAGGCACGGGGUCCCGGUGGCAACAUGGACGCAAAGGAGUUUGAGAAUGCAGCAGCAGAGCUGUUUAUCACUCGAGUCAAAGUUGUGUCCUAGGUUUCUUCUCUGUUUUCUUGUAAUUUAUGAAUGUACAGCAGCCUACAGUAUAUUAUAGAGCAAAUAAUUAUCCUCUAUGUAUUUUCUCUAAACUCUAACCUAUGACCUCCUUUCCAGAAUGACACUAAACUCAGUAAUUUCACUGUUUUGUGGAUGACGCUCAUGAUAAAACAUUUAGUUUGAUCUUAGUGUCAGUUUAGUUUGUGAUUCUGACACAUUUCAACAUUUUUGUUAUAGAAACAGGAACCAAUCUGAUUUGUUAUCCUGAUGAAAUAACUGUGGCAGGAGACCUUUGGGGCGAAUAAACAUGGAAUAC
Molecule: messenger RNA, 1310 nt
Organism: Toxotes jaculatrix (banded archerfish)
Lineage: Eukaryota; Metazoa; Chordata; Actinopteri; Toxotidae
Gene: tpgs1
Product: tubulin polyglutamylase complex subunit 1
Exons: 3
Coding region: 11-994 (327 amino acids)
Biological process (GO): protein polyglutamylation
Molecular function (GO): microtubule binding
Source: RefSeq, a predicted model, not a curated record